AUGCAUAGAGCCCCAGACUUUGUGGACCCUGCAGGGCAGCCCCUGUCCCAGCCGGCCCAGUCCUGGGUGUGGCUGGUGGAUCUGGAGCGUACUGCAGGCCUGCUGGUGGGCCGCUGCCUGGGGGGCAUGCUGCAGGGAGCACCCCCCUCUCUAGAGGAACAGGAUACAGGCUACUGGCUGAAAACCCCCCUGUUCAGCAACGGGCUGGAGAUGGACAUCCCUCAACUAGAUAACUGCAUCAGCUGGCUGUUAGAGGAGGCCCUCUCAGGGAACGAGGAGCAGAAACCAGUUGACUGUCCUCUGAGAGCAGACAUGAGCGUCCUGGUGGAGCUGGCCCUGGGCUCCACGAAGGAACCCACCAACAGUCUCUGGAGCAACAUGCAGGACUCCUACGCCACCAGCAAAGACUGGGACAACGCCUCUCUCUGUAAUGAGAUCUUAUUGGACACCGUGUCCAGGUUUGUCCUGGCUGCUCUGCUGAAGCACACCGGCCUGCUGGGCCAAGCCUGUGGAGAGGGCAGGUACCAGCCUUGUAAGAUGCUGGCUGAGGUCUACCGUUGUGUCUACAAGGUCCGGAACCGCCUGCUGGCCUGUAAGAACAUGACCGUCGUCCAGACACGCUCGUCUUCCCGCGAGAGGAGGAUUUCAGACAAUCAGGACUCGCUGGAGAUGGACCCCCAGGAGCACUCGUUCACGAGGACCAUCGAUGAGGAGGCGGAGCUAGAAGAGAGGACGGACCGAGAAAGGGAGGAUGUGAAUCAGGAGCAGGAUGAGGAAGAGGAGGAGAGAGAGCACGAAGUCAUGACCGCUGGGAAAAUCUUUCAAUGUUUCCUCUCAGCGCGGGAGGCGGCGAGGACCCGAGAGAGGGAGAGGGCCAGCAGCAGCGCCGGGGGAGGCCUGACCUCAGGAGGAACCAGAGGAGGAGGGGGAG
Molecule: messenger RNA, 931 nt
Organism: Oncorhynchus gorbuscha (pink salmon)
Lineage: Eukaryota; Metazoa; Chordata; Actinopteri; Salmoniformes; Salmonidae
Product: probable E3 ubiquitin-protein ligase HERC1
Exons: 7
Source: RefSeq, a predicted model, not a curated record